This is a messenger RNA of Camellia sinensis, 1364 nucleotides long. Lineage: Eukaryota; Viridiplantae; Streptophyta; Magnoliopsida; Ericales; Theaceae. The record is from RefSeq and is a predicted model, not a curated record.
AUAUGACAAUUCAAAAUAAUGAACCAUAUGACAGCUCUUUUAUGGAAAAUUCCGAGGCCUCAGCUUACCUUUAAAAUCCAGAGAUGUGUUUCCUAGCAUUUCAAACCACAUAACCCAAGUUUCUUCUCUCUCUGAAAGGCAAUGGCUAACACAAAGCUUCUCAUAGCUUUCUUUCUUCACUUGAUGCUUGCUUUUUCUGUCUUAGAUCUUGCUAAUGCACAAGGCUUGAAACUUGGCUUCUACAAAACAUCAUGCCCCUCGGCUGAGCAUAUUGUCAAAGAGAUAACAAAAAAAUUUAUUUCUCGGGCACCAACUCUUGCAGCUCCUUUGUUGAGAAUGCAUUUCCAUGAUUGUUUUGUUAAGGGAUGUGAGGGUUCUGUGCUGUUGAACUCUACCAAGAAAAACCAAGCUGAGAAAGAUGCAUUCCCCAACCUAAGCCUAAGAGGAUUCCAAGUUGUCGAUGCUGUGAAAACUGCAGUAGAGAAGAAGUGUCCUGGAAUCGUUUCCUGUGCAGAUAUUUUAGCGCUUGUAGCUCGAGAUGCAGUUUCUGUGAUCAAUGGACCCUCUUGGUUAGUCCCCACAGGACGAAGAGAUGGAAGAAUAUCAAUUGCUACAGACGCCUUUAAGAAUCUACCAUCUCCUGCUUUUAACAUUACUCAACUAAAACAAUCAUUCGCCUCAAAGGGUUUAAGUGUUAAAGACCUUGCAGUUUUAUCAGGAGGGCACACCAUAGGAAUUUCUCAUUGUCCUAGCUUUGUAAAUCGCUUAUACAAUUUCACUGGCAAAGGCGACACGGACCCAACAAUGGACCAGAACUACAUAGCUCAUUUGAAGAGUAAAUGCAAACCAACAGAUACAACUACAUUUGUUAAUCUCUCCCCGAGAAGUACGCACAAAUUUGAGCCAAAUUACUACACUCUUGUGGGUAAAAGAAGAGGACUAUUCCAAUCCGACGCAGCUCUUCUCACUGACAGCACUACAAAAGCUUAUAUCCAACUUCAGGCAGCCUCAAAGGGAUCUAUUUUCAUGAAAGACUUUGGAGAGUCUAUGGUGAAGAUGGGUCAGAUUGGUGUCCUUACUGGCAAAUCAGGUGAAAUCAGGAAACAAUGUAAUCGCAUCAACUAAUAGCUAAGUUUUGUAUUUUUCUUUUUUCAUUUUUAGUAUUUUUGUCCAAAUGGUGACAAACUCUGCAGCAGAUUUGUAUUUGUAUUUGUUUUGUGUGAAUGUAUAUGUUGGUUUUGCAAAAUUUGUGGCAUUACCGUGAGUGUGAGUGUUCUAUAUCUAGUUCCCUGAUCGGUUUCUGUAUAUUGUAUUGAUCUGCAUGGAUCUUACCUUCAAUAAAGGUGAUUGUUUUUUUUUUUUUA